CAAAACAUAUUGCACAAAUAUCAUAUAUUGGUAGGCGGCUAAGGAGGUGGGUUGCAAGGAAUUAUUUCGCUAGUUUGUACUCCGAAGCGUAAAGACAAUCUUAAUUUAGCCGUUAGAAGUUGAAAAUACCUUGACAGCCUUUCAAUCUUACACCUUCACCUGAAGCAGCCCGUACGUUGGCUAAUCUUUAAAAGAGGAAAUAUUUAUGCAAACCUGCUAAGUUUAGUACAAACAAAGCACAGAUCGACCAUCUUUUGUUUACCUCAGCAAAACAUUUGGUCAGGAUUUACUAAAAAAAAAACGUCCAUUUAAAAGGAGCCUCUAAAGAACAAAAUUAACAUGGCUUGAUGCUGUUGAAACCCGAUUGGAAUUCUGUCAACAUCGUGGAUACUGGUCAAUAACCGGUGUCAAAUGUAAUUCAAGUUUUUCAAUUCUCUCCUGGAGUGUAAGCAACAUUUUUUAAGUCUUGAGAAAAGUAUUAUAUCUGCACAUUGCACACGCGAUUGAAUUUGUUCACAAAACAAAGGAUUAACGAAUAAACGAUUUAGACACUCAAUUCUUGUAGAAAAGUACCGUAAUAGAUGGAAAGCAAAGAUGGGAAGGCUUCUUAAAUACUAGGGUUCUCAAAGGGCACGAAAUUACUUGCUCUUAAGAGACGAACUCAGGGUGCUGUAUAACUUCCAUCUCUGACAACAUUCACUCUGAUUUUAUUUUACUUUUGUUCUGGGCCUAUUUGAUCAAAUAGUGGUAUGUUUUCAUUGAGUGUUAUGUGAGAUGCUUCAACAAACGUUUAUUCCAUUUGGGCAAAAGAAAAAUAAUUCAUUCCACAAAACAAUAGGUCAAAAUAGAGAGUAAGAUCAGUGCGAUUAAAAUAUUAGCGACUACUCAAUACGUUUGUUAGAAAUCCACUAAAACGGGUUCAAGUUAGACGAUCGACAAUUAACUUGCUUGCCUUAUUUUGUUACAGUUUGCCAAAUUUCUACAUAAAGCGGAAAAAGGAGAAAAAAACUAACAUGAUGUCACUUUUAAACACAGCUUUUACGACGAGCUUGAUUUAUAGAGACGGUAAUUAAAGCUCGGCUAAACUGACACAGCGAGUCACGAAAUGUAUUCGAACAGAAUUAUUCUGUCUCGUUGAGGCUUAGAACCAUAAAUGUAUACGUUUCGCAAUACACAUAGAGUUUCAGAUGAUUUGAGGAAGUUCUAAUAUCCACAAAGCAUUUUAAGCAAUAUAACACAGUACAAAGCAGUUUCUGAGGCCGCCAUGCAAAAUUCUCUGUUAAGUAUUCUCGAUUCAAGCGAAACUUUUGUUUUGCUUUUAUUAUUUUUUUUAAUUUCACCUGCACAACUUUGACUUUUACUGGAGAAUGGAAGCUUUAUAAUGAAAUCUUAAACUGGUGGGUGGUAUCCAAUCGGCAAAAUUUAGAAGCAUAGUCUUUGUUGCGUCACGGCUGCCGUCGGCUCAUUAAUAUUUAACGCUCAACGGAGCCUCUUAAAGCCUAAAGUAACAUCAACGCUAAUUUUAUCCACUACUUUCAAUGUGUGGGUUCGGCGUUCGAUUUCAAAACAACAUCUCAACAAUCUAUAAAUUACGUGGGCCGACGGACUCUUCAGAGAACACCCUGAUUCGGUCCGCUAACUUUCUUGAAGCCAAUAAAAAAUUGAACGGCAAAAUCGGAAGUUGAAGUCACGCUAUCCAAACUGCUACGUGAAAGAUCUGAACGAAACCACUCGACUAGAACAGUGACCCUCCAGGUUACUACGAUGAUCAUUGCAUAAGAAACCUGUAUUUUGGUUAUGAAUUUUGACGUAAACCGAUACGGAAUAUUACUUAUCAUGUCCCUAUUAAAAUGUGAUCUUUCCUGUCACAUUAUGCGUAUUGUGUACUUACGUUUUGCUUCACUUAACAAAACUUUCACGAGCCUUCAAGGCAACAUUUCGAUUUUCAAAUUUCCCUGUGCGGAUAAAAGUUCAAUGCGUUCUGUUUUUUGCAACUAUGUAAAUAGAACAUCGAAAACACCGAUAAACCUUGCAACAUAUAUAUAGCACAAAAAUAGAACAACUUCUUUUAUUUAUGCUGUUCUCUAAUAAAGGCUUCACGCAGCCGAUCAGCAUGUUCGUGUCCCUGUUUCGCAAUAACCUUUUCUCCGAGAUCAACCGAGCAUUUCGCGAAAGAUCGUUAUUGUAAUCGGAGUCCGAAGAUAGAACGUCGCACUAUUUUCGGAACCAAUCGGAGGCUGCGAAGGUGUUUCGAAGUUUACACAACCUUCUGGAGCAUUCGGCGUUACAAAACGACUGCUGAAGCGAGUCGUUAAUAAUUCGAGAGUCUUCUUUUAUAUCAAACGAUUAACUUCCUACUCAAAAUGAAACCCCAUUAUAUUCUUGACACAGAAUUGAUAACUGUUUCCAACUUAAAGUAACUUCAAGCCAUAUGCGAGCUGAGAACCAUCCUCAUUUGAGUUACGAUACGCAUCGCUGAUAAGUUGAUCGUGAUCUGUGCAGCGUGACUGCUCUCAACUGUAGCCUGGGGGAAAGUUUAUUUUAGAAUUGAAUAACGGAGCAUCCGACUUUGCAUAAGAAAACUCGGAGCAGAUUAGCGCAGAAUCGGCACCUGACUCUUAAGCCGUACGGAUCCACGCAAACACACGUCUAAAUCUUAAAUACUUACACGCGAUCAGGAAGAAAGGACAUCAUUCAUUUUCACUGCGAAACAGUCUGUGGAGUUUGCUAAACUUAUAUCAUUUUAUAGUUGGAACUGCUGUUAUACAGAGAAGAGAGUCUUAAUGCGUAUCCCUAUGGCUUAUGCGAAUUUCGACGAUUUGGUGCGAGUGACGGAGAGUAUCACCUACCCGAACUCCUACCAAGGCGAGGGAAAUCCGUUAACGGCGGGGAUCUAUUCGUUGCUCAUUCCAAACACAGAGGAUGAACUACAACAGGUCAGUUGCGAUCUUUCAGAAGCGAUUUAUAUGGUAUUGUUAGAUGCGCUGAUUGAAUAACGAGCCCGUGUCGCUCUUUAUUCAAUAUACGCUUGUUGUAAAUGAAUUAUAAUUCAAGAAAGAGCUUUCACGCCGGAACAGAACUCGUCCGACACUGUUCACUCUGUUCAUUAUUUCCUCGUUGUAGUCAUGCUUGUAAAUGACUCCAAAAUUGCCAAAGGAAGUAUAUCCGGUAAAUAAAAUCCUGUAGUUUCAGAGUCCAUUUUGGACUGAUCGAAAGUGUAACAACACGGAUUUUUUUUGCAGCCAUUAAUCUUAACUGCAUGAUGAUUCGAAAUUUCCCCAAGCUGGUAAAGAUUUACGAGAGCCCGUGGGCCGUGCACGCGAAUUCGGCAAUUAGAGGAGCAAUUGUCACAGCCUACAGGGGUCCCACUGUACGCUUAAACUGAGCUCUAUGUUUAUUAUACUAAUGUGCCAAAUUUCUGCCCCUUCCUAGACAGAGGAUGGCGGUAUUCCGGUGACCUUGUUCGUGAAUUCGAUGUUAUGUAAGAGUCUAUACUUAAUUAAUCGUCUAUCGAAGUUCAACUGAUCAAGCAUGGCAGCUGUAUAAUCAUUUUUAAACGGCUUUUCUUUCCGUCAGACACUUAAAGAAAUGGAUAGUUACCUGUGUUCCACCUCUCAAGACACACCUUCAGAAUUGCAGCCACAUGUAAACCUCCAUCAACCAAAGUUCGAAGAGGGGAUGAAAAGAGACUGUCGCUUUCCAGAGUCAACGGCCAACGUGUGUAAUGGCCAACAAACAGUACAAGCGCCUUCUUGCGAUCUGAAGCUAGAGUGGCCGCAAGCUACUCUUCAAAACCCAGCAACUACGACGACUGCAUCAUGUGCGGAGUCCAACGUCUUUAGUUUCGAUACACACCAAUCCUUUCCCACAUGCUCUGAGAGCGAACUGGAAUUAAGCCAUGCCUUUCACUGCGAUUUUCCCGGUUGUAAAAAACGUUACACAAAGAGCUCGCAUCUUGGAACACACAAGAGAAUUCAUACCGGCGAGAAGCCCUUCCUGUGUCCGUGGGAGGAUUGUGGGUGGUGUUUCCGCAGAUCGGACGAACUAAAGCGCCACUACCGAAGACACACUGGCGAAAAACCUUACGUAUGUCCCUUGUGUGGCAGGUCUUUUAGUCGUUCAGAUCAUCGGUCUUCUCACAUAAAGAAAAUACACCCACUAAUGUAGGAGUUUUUUAAAUCGACUCAACGGACCUCAGAUGACAAAAGUCAACAUUUGACCUAAAUUUUUAUUUGUUUGAAUGUUCAAUAGACAAUUUAUACUCUAUAUUUAGUCGACCUCAUGGCCGCGACGUUGUUCUACUGUCUGCUCCAUAAAGAAGCCCUAUUUAACGAACUAAGAAUUAUGUGGUGAAUAAUUGUACAUAUAGAGCACACUAUUGGCAUAAACAGGGGAAUUCAAUGAGCCAAUAGUCACCGAAAUCACUAUUUUAAUGGAAAGUCUUUAAACAGUCAAUUUCACUCCUCAGUCAAGUAUCAAGACGAUACAGUCGGAAAACGUAAACCUUGUAGUUAUAUUAUGUAUAUUUCGUAGCGACGAGUCCUUCUCAGUCUUAAAAGUCACGUUGUCAGUAUUUUUCGUCUUGUUGGAGGACCCAUGAUCGCUUUUCUAACUAAUUUUGACUCAAAAAUUUCAGAAAGCCAAACUACGUACAUCUUUGUGGUGGAAGGUUAAGAGAGAAGAACAGGGCUGGUUCCUGCUGGGAAGGUGCUUUGUAGUAUGACAUGAAAUAAACAUGGUUAUAUUCAAGAUUUAACAUCUACUGAAAUGCAUCCAUUCUUCGUCGUUAAGGGACAGUUGUCCAACUACUAAGAGAUAAAUACUGCUUCGGACUGUUUCAUACAUUCUACAUCGAAGGAAAAAAAAAAUGAAGAAAAGCUUUAAGAGGACAGAAUGUUUCAUUCAGACUUUUACAUGAACGAUCAGUACAAGUAUUUAAGAGGUAUCGAUUGUGAAACGUGAUUGAAGCUGACGGCGAUCUCUAAGAAACAUGUAAAAAAGCCCUUGAAGACUCAACAAUAC
This is a messenger RNA of Pocillopora meandrina, 5022 nucleotides long. The record is from the annotation of a GenBank genome assembly. Lineage: Eukaryota; Metazoa; Cnidaria; Anthozoa; Scleractinia; Pocilloporidae.